Messenger RNA from Perca fluviatilis (European perch), 2603 nucleotides. It is a transcript of the gene ccdc85cb, whose product is annotated as coiled-coil domain containing 85C, b. Gene Ontology annotation, cellular component: apical junction complex. NCBI's taxonomy places the organism in Eukaryota, Metazoa, Chordata, Actinopteri, Perciformes, Percidae. The transcript has 7 exons. Bases 827 to 2053 code for a protein of 408 amino acids. The record is from RefSeq and is a predicted model, not a curated record.
GUGAAGGCUCCGCCGCACUAUUCACCUACCUGCUGCCCACUCCUCUGCCAUGUCUUGAUUGGCCGUCUUAGCCGAAAUCCUCUUGAAUGAUUUCAAACCCGAGUGUUUGGACGAGAAGGAGGGGGUCCUGUCUGCCAAUUCCGAGCUGGCUGAGUGGAAAGGCAUGAGCUAUCCGUCGACCAGCAACACACCACCACCUCAGUAAAGAGGCUUAUCCGAGGAGCGUUGUUGACGGUAAAACGCGUUCAAGAGAGCACCGCCGGUAAAAAAAAAAAUAGAAAAAAGAAAAGAAAAGUGGGCUUUCAGAAGUGUCGUGUUUUUUUUUUUUUAGCUCAAAUUAGGGUUUAGCUAACCGUUGCCUCCCAGUUAGUUGCUCUUUCUGUUUAUCAUCGUUUGAAUGGAGCGAUGUCCAGAGGACACGGCGCACAUUGCGAUGGGACGCGGUGUGUUGUGCUGACGGGACUCGGCACCGGGGACCAGGACCUGAUUGGAAAUUACUGCUAAUCGAUUUAAAAUCACGUGUUUCCGUUAGUGGCGGAAUGUGAGUACCAGCAGUUGUUUCCGAAAUUCAUAAAUCAUUUUCCCCUCAAAGAUUAGUGAGGGCAUUCAGUUCACGCGCGGGUUGCCAUAGCAUCACAUUCAUAUUUUAUUUUUCACUAUCGGCCUGUUGAAGAGGAGGGCAUGGCUGUACUUGCAUAUUUUGGACAAUGUAUUCGUGUUUUGACGCAAUCCAGCAAACUGAGGCUUGGUUAAAUUAGUUUUUGACAGUUUUUAUCCCAAGGCGCCGUUUACACGAACCGACAGGCUACUCAGAGCGAAAACAGCCAUGGCUAAAAAUCCGUCCGAGGGAGCGAAGGAUGAGCUGAGCCAGCUGACGGACGAGGAGAUGCUGCGGUGCAGCAAAGAGGAGCUGGUCCGGAGAUUGCGGAGGGUCGACGGCGAGAAAAUGAACUUGAUGAUCGAGCACGGCAACAUGAUGAAAGACAUCAACCGGCGGCUGCAGCUGCACCUGCACGAAAUCCGGAGCCUGAAGGAGAUCAACCAGAAGCUGCAGGACGACAACCACGAGCUCCGGGAGCUCUGCUGCUUCCUGGACGACGACCGGCAGAAGGGCAAGAAGCUGUCCCGGGAGUGGCAGCGCUUCGGCCGCUACACUGCCAGCGCCAUGUGGAAGGAAGUGGGCACCUACAUGAUGAAGCUGAAGGAGCUGGAGGCCAACCAGGACAACGUGUUGAGGGAGAACUCUGAGCUGAAGGAGAUCAUCCUCAUGCUGGAUGAGGAGAGGAACGGAGCGGGCUCCAGGAGCUCCAUAGACAGUCAGUCCAGUUUAAGCAACCUGAACGGCGGCACCGGCACGGUCAGGGAUGUUGGGGACGGGAGUAGCACGUCCAGCACAGGUAGUGCCGGGAGCCCCGAUCACCACAAUCACAACCACAUACACAAGCCCGUCUCAGAGAACAGUAAGCUGGGCACCACCAUGAGGAGGUCCAUGGAUGACCUGUCAGCCCCUCACCACCACAGAAGCAUCCCCAAUGGACUUAAUGAUUCCUCCUCCAACUACAUCAGGCAGCUGGAGACUAAAGUGCGGAUCCUGGAGGACGAUAACAACAAGCUUCUCUCACAGGCUUAUAGCCGGUAUAGUUUAUCACAGAUACAAACGAAAAAGCAGUGUAACCCAGGUGACCUACGUGUCCUGAGGAAGGGAAUGACCCUCUACCACUCAGAGUCCCAGCUGUCCUCACUGCCCCAACGCCAGGACGCCAUGCACAUGGGUACUGGCCGGCUCCCAACCAGCGAGUCCUCUCCUGCCACAGGCUACUUGUCCUGCGUCCAGAAGCCUGAGGCCGUGGUGCACGCCAUGAAGGUGCUGGAGGUCCACGAGAACCUGGACAAGCAGGUUCCUGAGGACUACGAGGACGAUCUCAGUGAGAAAGAGAAGGCCAUCGUGCGAGAGAUGUGCAACGUGGUGUGGAGAAAGCUGGGCGAUGCAGCGGGAUCAAAGCUGUCCGUUAGACAGCACCUCUCUGGGAACCAGUUCAAAGGGCCGCUGUAGCAUGGCAACCAGAGAAAGAGAUCAGGAUUUACAGUACCUACACUCACCUGAAAACACCUCUUAACUACCUGCGCCUACACAACCCAUCAUGCCGUGCUCCCUACUGCCUACAGCACCCAGCAUUCCUUCAAUAACUACUCUCUUAAGACUGGCUAAUGGCUACUAAGCGGACCUGUUAGUUCUGUUAUUCACACGCACACCUUUACGUGUACAACAUGUUUUCAUCUCUUUUAGAGCUCAUGAAGCGUUGACAACUGGCAGCUAGGUUUUCACUGAUUCGCCACUUUUCUUCGUGGAUGUGGAGGCUUUGAGCUACACAAUGAUCUCUCUCCGUAAAAGCUAUAAACCCACACACCACCUUUUAGUCCUUUUAGAGCGUAGCUGCGCUACAUCACGCUAACGAUACGACAUGGUUUCAAGCACAGACCGGGGCAGAAAUCUCCUCACGUGUCGCUGUGAUGUGAAGGCCACGUUUACAGCGGUAUCUUCAGAUAAGUUUCGAUUAGUACAUCCUAUAUAGAGACCCCUAGCUCCUGUCACAUGUAUCGCC